Molecule: messenger RNA, 1695 nt
Organism: Dioscorea cayenensis subsp. rotundata (Guinea yam)
Lineage: Eukaryota; Viridiplantae; Streptophyta; Magnoliopsida; Dioscoreales; Dioscoreaceae
Product: cation transporter HKT8-like
Exons: 3
Coding region: 39-1520 (493 amino acids)
Biological process (GO): monoatomic cation transport; transmembrane transport
Cellular component (GO): plasma membrane
Molecular function (GO): monoatomic cation transmembrane transporter activity
Source: RefSeq, a predicted model, not a curated record
UAGUUUACAUUAAUUUCAGCUUAAAAACUCUUUUAACAAUGAACUUCUUUGUUUCUCUUCAUAAGAGAAUUACAUCUCUCCACAGAAAUCUCUCCAUUAAUAUUUCAUUCCUCUGUUACUAUAUAUUUGUCAAACUUCAUCCAUUUUGGAUUCAACUCUUCUACUUCAUACUUAUUUCCUCAAUUGGCUUUCUGUUUCUCAAACUCCUGCCAAACAAACACUCAUCUCUUAAGCUAAGCAACUUAGAUGUCUUCUUCAUGGCUGUCUCUGCCAGCACUGUCUCAAGCAUGAGCACCAUUGAAAUGGAAGUCUUUUCCAAUGUCCAACUCUUAGUUCUCACUCUCUUGAUGCUACUUGGUGGAGAGGUUUUUGUCUCUAUGCUCACUUUACAUGUCAAUAACAAGUAUUUCUUGAAACAAUCUCAGAAAACAAACAAUAUUAUUAGUCUCACAACCAAUUCAGAGUACUUGAAGUCCAAAUACAUGAGAUAUUUACUCCAUGUUAUCUUGGCUUAUUUUAUACUGAUCCAUGCAAGUGGUUAUGCAAUGAUCAUUGCUUAUGUGAGCUUGAUUCCAAGUGCAAGACGAGUGUUGCAUGGCAAGGGACUCAAUGUGCACACAUUCACCAUCUUCUCUGUGGUUUCAUCCUUCACAAACUGUGGAUUCAUUCCAACCAAUGAGAACAUGAUUGUUUUCAAGAAAUACUCUGGAUUUCUCCUCAUGAUCAUCACUCUUGUUCUCACUGGAAACACUCUCUUCCCUGCAUGUUUGAGCUUCUUGAUUUGGAUACUUGAGAGAAUCACUAGAAGAGAAGAGUUUGGUUAUAUUUUGAAGGAUAAAACUAAUGGGGUUUUCGCUCACUUGUUUCCUGGUUUGCAUUCAGUGCUAAUGUUAGCUCUAACUGUGGCUGGCUUUAUUGUAAUACAAAUGAUACUCUUUUGUUGCAUGGAGUGGAGUUCAGAGGGUUUGGAAGGACUGAAUGCUUAUCAAAAGCUCGUCGGAGCUCUGUUUCAGUCAGUGAAUUCCCGACAUGCCGGAGAAUCCAUUGUGGACCUCUCUACCAUCUCCCCUGCCAUCUUGGUCCUCUAUCUAGUGAUGAUGUAUCUUCCUCCAUAUACAUGUUUUCUCCCGGCUGAAAGAGAGGUAGAUGGAGAAGAUGAUGAUGCAAAUAAAGGAAAAUUAAAUUUGAUUGAGAAUUUGAUGUUCUCACAAGUAGCCAAUCUCUCCAUCUUCACCAUCAUGAUCUGCAUCACUGAGAGGAAAAGCAUCUCUCAUGAUCCUCUCAACUUCAAUGUCCUAAACAUAGCCACUGAAAUCAUCAGUGCAUAUGGGAAUGUGGGAUUCUCCACUGGUUAUAGCUGUGAAAGGCAACUGAAACCUGAUCCAAAUUGUAAGGAUUCAUGGGUUGGAUUCUCAGGCAGAUGGAGCACCAAAGGAAAGCUCAUCCUCAUCUUUAUCAUGUUCUUUGGCAGGCUCAAGAAGUUCAGCAUGCAUGCUGGUAAAGCUUGGAAACUUUGCUAAUCUUAUAUACAUAUACAUAUGUAUAAACUAAUGAAUGUACUUAAGUUGAGAUAUUGAUGAUUUAGUGUCCCUCUGGUGCUUAAAGGGGCAGGUGAAUUCAGAGAACAAUUAAAGUUAAUCAAUCACAUUUGUCGCAUUAAUUUGAGAUAAAUUGUCUUAAUUGAGUGAAUUUUAU